AUGGGAAACGAGGCCAGCUACCCGGCAGAGAUGUGCUCCCACUUUGACCAUGAUGAAAUUAGAAGACUGGGCAAAAGGUUUAGGAAGCUGGACCUGGACAAGUCGGGCACUCUGAGCAUAGAGGAGUUCAUGUCCCUGCCCGAACUUCAGCAGAACCCGUUGGUGAAGCGAGUGAUCGACAUCUUCGACAUGGACGGCAAUGGAGAAGUGGACUUCAAGGAAUUCAUCUUGGGGACCUCUCAGUUCAGCGUCAAAGGAAACGAGGAGCAGAAGCUGAGGUUUGCUUUCAGCAUCUACGACAUGGAUAAGGACGGCUACAUUUCCAACGGCGAGCUCUUCCAGGUGCUGAAGAUGAUGGUGGGUAACAACCUCAGGGACUGGCAGUUGCAGCAGCUGGUUGACAAAACUAUCAUCAUCCUGGACAAGGAUGGCGAUGGGAAAAUAUCCUUUGAGGAAUUCAGCACUGUGGUUAGAGGCCUGGAGUUCCACAAGAAGUUGGUCGUCAUUGUAUGAGUCCUGGUUUUUUGUUUUUUAAC
Messenger RNA from Lepus europaeus (European hare), 536 nucleotides. It is a transcript of the gene PPP3R2, whose product is annotated as protein phosphatase 3 regulatory subunit B, beta. The coding region runs from base 1 to 513 and encodes 170 amino acids. Gene Ontology annotation, molecular function: calcium-dependent protein serine/threonine phosphatase regulator activity; calcium ion binding. NCBI's taxonomy places the organism in Eukaryota, Metazoa, Chordata, Mammalia, Lagomorpha, Leporidae. The transcript has a single exon. The record is from RefSeq and is a predicted model, not a curated record.